CUUUUUCUCCUCUGCUCACAUCACCUUUGCUAUUUGUAUACUAUUUAAAAUGGGUAAAACCCUGUCGACCUUGAUGCCAGAACCAGCUGGUAAUACCAAAGUCAGAGUUUUGAUGUUAGGCCUAGAUGCGCCGGGAAAAACAUCGAUCUUAUACCGCCUACUCACUGGUAGAUUUUGCACCACUUGCGCUACAAUUGGAUACAAUACCGAAACUGUGCCAUACAACAACAUGCAGUUCGAGCUCUGUGAUGUUGGCGGCGCCCACGGGGCCCGGCGGCUCUGGUAUCAUUAUUUUGGUGACAUGCUGGGAGUCAUUUUCGUUAUAGAUUCAAAUGACCGUGAGCGCAUGAGCGAGGCACGUGAUGAGCUACGGAGGUUGAUGAAUGAAGAUGUGUUUUACGAGCGAGACAUUCCGGUGCUUGUGCUUGCAAACAAGCAGGAUCUUCCCAAUGCCAUGACUCAGGAUGAGGUGGCCGAGAAGCUUGGGCUGUACAGCGAACGGCAUAUUAGGUGGACGGUUAUGCCGUCGUGCGCUAAGACAGGCGAAGGGUUGUUUGAAGGACUGAACUGGCUGUGUGAGAGUAUCAAAGUUCGAAGAAGGUCAUAGUAGCCUGUGAUCCGGAAUAUAAGCAGGUGUGUAUAUUAUUGCAUAGACAUUUUGUUUGUGAAAUAAUAUUCCUGAAAA
Messenger RNA from Linderina pennispora, 685 nucleotides. RefSeq names its product ARF/SAR superfamily. The transcript has a single exon. Lineage: Eukaryota; Fungi; Kickxellomycota; Kickxellomycetes; Kickxellales; Kickxellaceae. Gene Ontology annotation, cellular component: cytoplasm. The record is from RefSeq and is a predicted model, not a curated record. Gene Ontology annotation, molecular function: GTPase activity; GTP binding. Bases 50 to 607 code for a protein of 185 amino acids. Gene Ontology annotation, biological process: vesicle-mediated transport; intracellular protein transport.